AGUCCCAGUUCCCCAACCUCUCGCCCAUGUCAAGCAAAUAAAAAAGUUUUAUUACGGCCAACGUGAACCAAGUCAGGGCAUUACUCUACGGUCUGAUUUUGUUCCCACAGUGAGAAGAGAUGAGCAAAGGGAAGUCUAAGGGGCAGGAGAAUGUGCCCAGCUCCCUCCUCAGCAUCCAGGAGAAUGAGCGUCUGGUGGACCUUCUGGGCCGGAGAUGUGUGGCUCUGGCCACUGCUGUUGUGCAACUCUAUAUGGCCCUUCCCCACAGUCCAGCCCACUGGAGUUUACAGCAUACUGGAGUGGUCUGUUUUGUCAAGGACAACCCACGACGUUCAUACUUCAUCCGCCUUUAUGAUAUCAAGGAGGGGAAAAUGAUAUGGGAGCAAGAGUUAUAUAAUCAGAUGACAUAUUCCAGUCCAAAGCAGUUUUUCCACAGUUUCCCAGCAGAUGAUUGCCAAGUGGGUCUAAACUUUGCAAAUGAUAAGGAAUCGGAGCUGUUCAGAAUCACAUUAGAGGAAAAGAUCAACCAGAGAUCCAGUCGCCAAGAAAAAAGACAGUUUCCUUCAAGUGACGAAAAACGAGCACUGCCACCCACACCACCAACAAAUGGUCCAGGGAUGCAAUCAGGUGGCAUGGCCACAAUAGAUAUCCAAAACCCAGACAUUUCGGCCUCUCGAUAUCGAUCUCCUAGUAUCCCUGUCCCUGCACCUGCUUCCUUAGGCAACCUACUAAAAAAGGACAAGAAGGGCAAGAAGAAGGGCCCUCGACUUACCAAGGCAGAUAUUGGAGCACCCAGUGGUUUUAAGCAUGUCACACAUGUAGGAUGGGAUCCAAACAGCGGUUUUGAUACAAAUAAUCUGGAUCCAGACCUGAAAAAACUGUUUUCUUGUGCUGGUAUUAGUGAAGACCAGCUGACAGACAAAGAGACAUCCAAACUUAUCUAUGACUUUAUUGAGCAGUCUGGUGGUCUCGAUGCUGUCAAAGAGGAGAUGAGGAAGCAAGAUGCAAUGGGUCCUCCAUCUAGGAGUGCCCCCCCAGUCCCAGGUGGUCCACCUGCAGCCCCUCCACCCCGUGGUGAUCGGGGCCCUCCGCCUAUCCCUGGCCAACCUCCACGAGUUCCUCCUCCAUCCCGUAAUGCGAGAGGUCCUAUUCGCGGAUCCCUUCCACCUCCUCCUCCCUCUGGAAGAAGUGGACCACCACCUCCUCCACCUGGUCACUCAGCUCCCCCACCACCUCCCCCCAGUGCUGCAAAGGGAGGAGGAGGAGCACCUCCACCCCCACCUCCACCUCCACCCCCUCCAGCUCCAGCUCCUGCCUUUAGUUCCAACAACAGCAGCCCAGUCAGUCCUACUUCAAGCUCAGGAGGCGGUAGAGGUGCUUUGUUGGACCAGAUACGACUGGGAACCAAGCUAAAGACUGUAUCAGAGAGUGCUGAUCCUCAUCCUCAAUCACAAGAUGAGGGUAGUGAGGGUAUUGUUGGAGCUCUGAUGAUGGUGAUGCAGAAAAGAAGCAAAGUUAUUCAUUCCUCAGAUGAUGAAGAAGAUGAUGGCGUUGAUGAUGAGGAUGAUGAUGAAUGGGAUGACUAAUGCCAAUAUCGAUCUCUGGUACACACACAUACUCUUGUGUAUGCACAUGGACACAAGGAUACCUGCACACGGGCACACACACACAAAUACACAUGGGUACAUGGGUACUGUACAUGUAGGUUAAGUUAGUAUUAUUUUAUGAUCAAGGUGAGCAGCGGAGAAGUAGAACGAUGUUAGUGUAUAUUAUUAAAGCUGAAUGAAGCGGAUGUUAAACGUAAAUAAUUUUAACCCUUUAAUAUGUGAGUGUCUCAGUAAUUGUUCGUAGGUACCUCGUGAAUGGUUCCCUACAAGAUUUUAUAGAACCUGUUAUGAUCAUGAUCAUAAAACUGUGUAAAGCAGUACUAGCUAAAUAUAUUUUGUUUGUCACAAAAUAUGAAAACCAAAGGGUCUAGAAUUUAGGCAUUACAUAAUGAAGUUUACAUUUGUCAAUCAUAUUUCUUAGAUAAUUUUCAAUCUAUUUACUGUAUUACCAUUUUGUCACUGGGGUGAGGAACGAUGUCAUGGGUCACAAGCAAUUUGAAGUAAUACAUUUAGGGGUUUAGGUAAUAGCAAAUAUACACAUUAUUCAACUUAAAUAAAAGCAAACACAUUGUGCAAGCUGUGAGAAUAGCAUCAUGUUUGAAUAUUUUCUCUUUUUUAACAGCAAUUUACUAUUUUUAUUUUAAAAUAAAGGUUUCUAUCCUAAUGAAAACUUUCUCCUCCAGAAUGACAAAGUCCACAUCCACAGCGCAUAAAAGCUCACUAAAUAGUUUGAGUAUAAGAUUUAUAUAAAUUAUAUGAUAUUCCU
Clarias gariepinus (North African catfish) is the source of this 2373-nucleotide messenger RNA. It is a transcript of the gene wasb, whose product is annotated as WASP actin nucleation promoting factor b. The record is from RefSeq and is a predicted model, not a curated record. Gene Ontology annotation, molecular function: microtubule binding; actin binding. Gene Ontology annotation, cellular component: actin filament; cytoplasm. NCBI's taxonomy places the organism in Eukaryota, Metazoa, Chordata, Actinopteri, Siluriformes, Clariidae. The transcript has 12 exons. The coding region runs from base 120 to 1586 and encodes 488 amino acids. Gene Ontology annotation, biological process: actin filament polymerization.